Caretta caretta (loggerhead turtle) is the source of this 6101-nucleotide messenger RNA. RefSeq names its product myocyte enhancer factor 2A (gene MEF2A). The record is from RefSeq and is a predicted model, not a curated record. Lineage: Eukaryota; Metazoa; Chordata; Testudines; Cheloniidae. Gene Ontology annotation, biological process: positive regulation of transcription by RNA polymerase II; cell differentiation. Gene Ontology annotation, molecular function: histone deacetylase binding; DNA-binding transcription factor activity, RNA polymerase II-specific; RNA polymerase II cis-regulatory region sequence-specific DNA binding.
CAGCUUCCGGUUCUGUUCGGAUUGGGUCGGGUGUAAAGAUCUUACACGCCGCCGCUCCCUAUGCCCAAACAAAAUAAUCCUGCGGUGCUAGGCGUGUCGAUAGGGCGCAGUCGGUCCCCUCUGCCUGGGACAGAUUAUAGGCCUUCCCCCAUACCCUAUCUCCCUGCCUGCUGAGGGGCCGGCUGCAUCCCAGCGGGAGCCGUCAGGAGAGCGGCGCGGAAGGACACCACAGAGCGUUGUGGGAGUUCUGAGACGAGAGUGACAGAAGAAGUAGUUCCGGCUCCGCCUUGUGCCUCCUUUCCCAAAAAUAGCGCCCAGCGGGUAUCCGUGAGCCGGUGUCAGUGUCUCCCGAGGAGCCUGAGCGGGGAGGAGGCAGCGGCAGUAGCGGGGUGCAGUGGGCGGUGGACGGAGGUCUCAGCUACCACGGACUUCAAAUGGUGAGGGAACUGAGGGAGGUUCACAGCCAUUCCUCCCUUCAUGCUCUCACUAGGGAGCAGGAGAAGGCAUGGAGUGCAUGCACAGUUCUGAUGGAUUUUACUAUUCAAAAAAAAUCUGAACUCUCUCACAUGAGCCACAUACAUAUCUACAGUGGGAUCCACAUUGUCUACAACAUCUCAAAAAAACCACAGUUAUUGUAGGGAUUUUGUAACAAGAAGCAGCAACCUUUUCAUCGAGUGGAAGACGAAACAGUGGAAAAGAACUCUGUACCAUGUGUUAGUAUAUUGAAGAGUGAGAAUUCUUGGAUUAGUGUGUUUUUGGAUUGUAAAAAGGGAAAGGAAAGGAGAGAGUGAAAAUGGGGAGGAAGAAAAUACAAAUCACAAGAAUAAUGGACGAACGGAACAGACAGGUGACCUUUACGAAGAGGAAAUUUGGAUUAAUGAAGAAGGCAUACGAACUUAGUGUGCUCUGUGACUGUGAAAUAGCACUCAUCAUUUUUAACAGCUCUAACAAACUCUUUCAGUAUGCCAGCACUGAUAUGGACAAAGUUCUACUCAAAUACACAGAAUACAAUGAACCCCAUGAGAGCAGAACCAACUCGGAUAUUGUUGAGGCUCUGAACAAGAAGGAACACAGAGGGUGUGACAGCCCGGACCCUGACACUUCAUAUGUGCUCACGCCACAUACAGAAGAAAAAUAUAAAAAAAUUAAUGAAGAGUUUGAUAAUAUGAUGCGGAAUCAUAAAGUCGCACCUGGCUUGCCUCCCCAGAAUUUUUCAAUGUCUGUUACGGUUCCAGUGUCCAAUCCCAAUACUUUAACCUACAGUAACCCAGGGAGUUCCCUUGUAUCCCCGUCACUGGCAGCCAGUUCAUCAUUAACAGACACGACCAUGCUCUCCCCACCUCAGGCCACAUUACAUCGAAAUGUAUCACCUGGAGCCCCUCAGAGACCUCCAAGUACUGGCAAUGCAGGUGGUAUUUUGGGUGCGGCAGAUCUCUCAGUGCCAAAUGGAGCUGGUACCAGUCCAGUGGGAAAUGGAUUUAUUAACUCUCGAGCAUCACCAAGCCUGCUAGGAACCACUGGUGGUGGGAAUGGAUUGGGCAAAGUUAUGCCUACAAAGUCUCCGCCUCCACCCGGAGGAGGUAAUCUUGGAAUGAACAAUCGCAAACCAGACCUUCGUGUUGUCAUCCCACCUUCCAGCAAGGGCAUGAUGCCUCCAUUGUCGGAGGAGGAUGAAUUGGAGUUGAAUACCCAAAGGAUAAGCAGUUCUCAGUCUACACAGCCUCUUGCUACCCCUGUGGUGUCUGUGACAACUCCAAGCUUGCCUCCACAGGGACUUGUGUAUUCAGCCAUGCCUACAGCCUACAACACUGAUUACUCCUUGACUAGUGCAGACCUGUCUGCCCUGCAGGGCUUUAACUCCCCAGGAAUGCUGUCUUUAGGACAGGUAUCUGCCUGGCAACAGCACCAUCUAGGGCAAGCAGCCCUCAGCUCUCUUGUUGCUGGAGGCCAGUUAUCUCAGGGUUCAAAUUUAUCCAUUAAUACCAACCAAAACAUCAAUAUAAAGUCCGAACCAAUUUCACCUCCACGGGACCGUGUGACUUCAUCUGGGUUCCCGCAGCAGCAGCAGCAGCAGCAGCAAUCGCGGCAGGAAAUGGGUCGUUCCCCUGUUGACAGUCUCAGUAGUUCCAGCAGUUCUUAUGAUGGCAGUGAUCGGGAGGACCCAAGAAGUGAUUUCCAUUCACCUGUUGGGUUGGGAAGACCACCAAAUACAGAAGAUAGAGAGAGCCCAUCAGUGAAACGAAUGAGAGUGGACACAUGGGCGACAUAAACUUUCAGCAUUGCCACUUCUAUUUUGUGUUAUCACAGUGAACUGUCCUGACAUAUCUAAAUAUAUAAAUAAGGACAUGAAAUAAAUAUAUUUAUAUGUAUAUACAUACAUGCAUAUAUAUAUCUUCACAUAUGUAUAUAUAUGUGCGAGUGUAUGUAGCAUACACAAAAUCAUCAGGCACUUACUACAUACUCCUUGUAUAGCAGCAGAUGUCCCAUGGUAAAAAUAUAACAAAACAAUCCUAUAGGUAUUGGUCUAGUCUGGCACUUACCUGGACAUGCUGUUUUAAUAAUAGAACCUGUUCUGCAAAGAAACAUUGUACCAGUCUAUAAUCCUUCCACUGUAGAUUGCAGAAACCAAGAGGGCUCCCCUGUAGUAAUGUCCCCAUGUGUGGCUACUUGUAGUUAAGAAACAAUGCUUUGUAGCAGCAGAGCAGUAGAAAAGCAGGAAAAAGAAAGCAAUACUGUACAUAAAAUGUCCUUUAUAUUACCCAACCUGGCAUGGGUCUCUGUUGCAGAGGGUGCAUGGCGAAGGGCUGCAGGUAUAAAAACCUGUUUUGCACGUGCAAAAAAAAUGUAUUGGGUCAAAGAAGUGAUUCUUAAUUAAAAAAAAAAAAAAAAAGUGAAAGAGAGAAGACCGAGAGAACUCGCAUGAAAUAUUCAGAAAAUAGCCUAGACAAUAGAGCAUUAACAAAGUAAAAUUAAUAUAUUAAGUUAUAAUUGGAAUAUGUUUGAAAAGUUUCUUUUUACGUUCUAUCUUUGAAAAAUAUAGAAAGAAACGGAUUUAGCUCAUGUAUAUUUUAUAUUAAAGAAAACAAUACCCUUAUGAAUUGAAGACUAUAUAUAAAAGUUAUAUACAGUACUUUUGGACACAUUCUGCUACCAAUUAUUUAUAUAAGCCAAAGCUGUAUGAUGUAGCUUUUUGUAGAGUAUAGUUUUAUCUUGUUAUUUUGACUUUCUAGUUUUUUGCUUUCAGAAGAGGAAAAAACAAACUUGCAGGCAGAACGUUGGGGGAAAAAUAAGCCAUGAACACUUAUUAUUCUAUAUGUAAAUUAAAAUUUGAGCCAAACUCUUUGUGUAUAUAGCAUCUUAAAUAUAUCACCUUUGGUGUAAGUACCUAUGUAUUGUACGUUCACCAGAUUAAAAAGUAUAUUUUUGUGGAUUGACGCCAACUUGAAAAAAGGCGAGGUCCUUAUUAAGUAGAGUAUUCACUGUUUAAUAUUUACUAUUUUGUUAAAUAUACUGUACUUUCUUUGGAUUUUAAUUAUUAUUAAUAUUAUUAUCCAGAUUUUUCAGAGGAUGUAUAAAGGGGUUGUCCCCUUCACUGGUGGUGAAUGUGUGCCGUUAAAAUGUAAUCUCUGUGCUGUAUGGUUAAGCUUCAUUAUACAUUUUAUAUAUAUGUAUAUAAAUAGCAAAGUGGCAAAAAAAAAAAACAACAAAAAUCCGGUGUUAAGUUCAUCCCACAUAAAUAUUAAAUAUCUGUUACAACACAUUUUAAGGCAUUAUUUUAAAACUGCCUCUUGUGAGAAAAUAUUCAGUGGAAAAACUUGACCUAAUUACUUAUGUUAGGGAAAUAACGUAUCAGAUGAGCACAAAAGGUUUUGUAAGUGGUAAGAGGUUUGGGACAAAACAUUUGCUUUGGAAAGAAAUCCUCUCAUGUCUCCUUCUAACAUUCAAAAAAAUUGAGCAAGAAAUCCAAUGCCCAACAUGCUAUGUAUCUGGUUAGUACCUAAAGUUCUGAUCCUGCAGUUCUUUCUCAUGCAUUAGUGAGCCUACUUACAAGAGUAAGGGUUUGCCAGAUCUGGCUCCAAUACAGCAGCAAAUUCUCACAUCAUUCAGGGAUGUAAGGAGUACCAUAAUCUCUGCUUUAAAUUGCUGUUGCUAAUCUAUUGAAGUUUGGCACAGCUUUACUUAAAUCUGGAUCUGUACAGAGUAAGUCUCUAAGGGGGGUUUUGAGUUAAAACUCUGUGUGCUUUCAAAUUCCUGCUACUUCUCUUGUCGUCCUGUGCAUGCAAUAUUAUUAUAUUCCCUCCUCACUACAAACAAAAUAAAAUGUAGACUUUUAAGAAACAUAAAUCUAACUACUAGCCACUCUAAUUUUGGGAAAAAUUGAAGUUGUUUUAUGUGUUACACAAAACUCUUCAAAGUUAAUUUCAUAUAUUUAUUAAAACAGUUUUUUCUUGGGGAUUCAACACUUUUAAAGCAAAUUUUCUAGUAAAGUCCCUCAGUUGAUGCUAUAAUUUAAAAAAUGUGAGAGGUAGAAAUGAAAAUCCAGUGUAUACAGCCAUCUCCUUGACAUCUGCUUGUACACGGAAUGAUCCAAGAACAAAUGUACUACAGGUGGAUUUCAAGACUAGAUCUGUUGUGUUGUCAGUGUAACUUUUAAAAUUACAGAAUUUUUAAAAACAUUUGGGGCAAACUUUGACUUACUUUCAAAUUAAUCUACAUUUAGUAAAUUGAAACUAGAGUAGUCACGGCAACAGAAGAGCCUAUAGAGGAUUCCAAUUUUCAAAUGAAAACUGCAUUUCCAAAGUAUUUCAGUUCACUUACCGUUUCACAGAACCUUUAAUGCUUUGAAAAGUUAUGUGAUUUUUUUUUUGUUAUUUAUGCACGUAUAUGAACUUUGCUGUACAUUUGAGUGGGAGUUCUGCAUUCACAUUUACUGUCUAUUUUCUUGUGUGCCUUACGAGAUGGCUUUGCUGACUGUAUGUCAAUAGUCUUUAUUUCUAUGCAGGUUUGUAAGCAGUACUAUUACUGUUUUCUAAAACAAUGUUACAUAAGGUUUGGAGUUUGUAUUUAAAUCACGCCAACUGACUGAUGUAAAACUUGUGCAAUUCUUAGGAAUUGAGGAUCAGACUGUUAACCUGUUGCCCAUAGCCCUGUAAUGGACUCCGCUAAAUAAGCCUUUGCAACAACAUCCCAUCUAUGUGUGGAAGAACUCCACGCCAUGAAAAUCAUAGGGGAACUCUGAUUUUUAAUAACACUAAUCGUGUACGUUUGGAACAUACUUUUUUUUAGGAGAUGUAAAAGUGUUUUGUAGAAGAAAGGACACAGCACAGGAGAAUAUUUCAGCAAUUAAAGUAUCAAUAGAGCAUUUUUUAUUAAGUACAUUUAAUAAAUGCAGUUCAAGGUAGGGUUGCAGAUAGAUCAAAUCUAGUGUGAACCUACUUGGCUGGUAUUGAUUAACGAGAGUUGUACCUGCUAAAAUGACAAAUCAUCUUUGAGCUCUAACUAACUAGCUCUAAUAUUUAAAAAAAAAUAAAUCAGGUUGGUUGGAGAAAAAUGCUUUAGCAUUUCCUUUUAUUGUAAAGGACACUAAUGCAUCAAAACCUUUUCUGAAUUAUUAUGCGCACAAGAAAUAUAUAGUAAAUAAGGAACAUAAUAACUCCUAGCAGUUGAAUGUGGGAAGAAGUUAAAUUAGAAUGUGAAAGAAAGACUUAUAAAUGUAAACAGUUACUUCUUAGUAGAAACUUUCUUCACUUUGCUGUGCAAGAGAACACUGCUUUGCUAUAUUUAAAAUGGCUUUUUUAAAAGAGAUUUAUGUAUUUGGUAAAUGUUUGUAGUCAACAGUUCACACAAGAAGCUGUUCCCGGUUUAAUGAUGAUAAGCCGUUUGGCGGCACAAGCUGGACUUUGUUGCCAUCCUUGAGAUGAAUCUUUUAAGAAAAAAAAAUAAGUUAAUCUCAAUUUUUCCCUGAAUGUGUUGUUUUUCUUCAUUAUACAAUAAAUAUUCUAGUGAACUUUUUAUCAAAUGGUUAAGAAAAUGCUAGAAGUUGUUGUAAAAUAUUUGUAUCCUGCAUUCACUAAAGUAAAAAUACUGGCUUUUACUGUGUA